Messenger RNA from Hemisphaericaspora subhashii, 2088 nucleotides. RefSeq names its product polynucleotide 5'-hydroxyl-kinase. Gene Ontology annotation, molecular function: polynucleotide 5'-hydroxyl-kinase activity. NCBI's taxonomy places the organism in Eukaryota, Fungi, Ascomycota, Pichiomycetes, Serinales, Debaryomycetaceae. The record is from RefSeq and is a predicted model, not a curated record. The transcript has a single exon. Gene Ontology annotation, cellular component: nucleus. Bases 1 to 2088 code for a protein of 695 amino acids. Gene Ontology annotation, biological process: cleavage in ITS2 between 5.8S rRNA and LSU-rRNA of tricistronic rRNA transcript (SSU-rRNA, 5.8S rRNA, LSU-rRNA).
AUGAGUGCAUAUGCUGCUCUAAAGGAUAAUUCGACAAUGAGUUCGAUAUUCCAUGAAGGAAGCGACAACAACAAUGAGGACGAAGAUGAAGGAUUGCUUCAAUAUCAACAAAAUUCCUCCGAUGAGAAUGAAGAAGAAGAACAACCCGAUGAAAAUGAGAUACCGACAGCUAAUACUGUAGAAAUUCCAUCCCGACAACAAAUCAUACCCACCCCACCUCCAAUCCGAUCAUCAAAACUACCUACGCAAUCCCGAUUUCUUCCGGAUGAUGAUAAUUUGAUCUUCAGCGACGAUGGAGAAUCCAUAAUCAUAGGAUUAAAAGUCAACGAAUACAUCAUCAUCCAAGGACAAUGUAAAUUAAUUAUCGAGAGAGGUGCAAUCAUGUUUAAUAGAUGUCAUUAUAUGACAGCAUGUCCAGAAACUAAAUAUGAUAUAAUUGCAUUACAGUCGCAAUCAUUGCCCAUGAUUUCGAGUACACAGGUCAUGGAUCGAUCCGUGGGGAUACGGGAUACGAAAACUGCCGAGAAUGAACAUUUGUUUAGUAGUGAUUAUAAAUCGGUGAUCAGGUUGAUGAAUUAUCGAACGGGGUUGGAAAAUAUAGGGAAAUAUUAUUCUCCAUUCAAGAGAUUGGUGUUUAAUGGGGGACUUGGGGAUGAUGGGAAUGAUCUUGAGAGUUUGGAACCACCGAGUUUGUUUGAGAAUUAUUCAUUUGAGAUAAUACUAAAGGAAAAGUCCGGCAUCGUUGGACUUGCAAUUGACAAAUCAUGGUCUAACAAAAUAACCGAACUCACCUCGGACAACAGCAAAGAGCCUAAAAUCAUCAUGGUCAUCGGAAACAAAAACACCGGAAAAUCAACAUUUUCCAAAACACUCCUAACCUCCUUCCAACUCGACCCAUCAUCCAAUCCAUCCCCAAUCUCCUAUCUCGAUCUCGACCCCGGCCAAUCCGAAUUCUCAUAUCCAUACAGUCUAUCCCUUUGCGAAUUCCUGUCCACCCAUCCAAAUCUAGCCACAUCAUUCCCCUUCACCACCACUAUCACCGACCGCCAUGAUCAUUAUUUCGGAUAUACUAGUCCUGUCCACUUACCUGACCACUACAUCGCCAUCAUCAAACAAUUAUUCCACAUCUAUGUCACCGAACACAAACCCCGCGGGAAUAGAUUGAUAAUUAAUACCCCGGGGUGGAUUAAGGGAUAUGGAAAACAACUCUUGAUCGAAAUAACCGACUUCAUAAAACCGGAUAUGUUGAUUUUGUUGAGUAAUUUUGUGGAUCGCGAUCAUGGUGAUAAUGUGGAUAUUUGUGCUGGGUUGUCGUUUGGGGAAUUGGAGGUCUUGCAAGGGAUGUAUCAGAGUCCGAAAUAUUCCGCGGCCCAGAUUAGGAUCUUGAAUAAAUUGACAUAUUUCCAUUAUCGACAAGGGGUGUUCGAAUUUGAGAAACAUUUAUUAGACCAGUCUCCGCUACGGGUGUCAUAUGAAACGAUUGGUGAUGGAUCUGGGUUUAGUGGAAUCAAUGCGGUUUCGGUAUUGAAUCAUACACAAGGGUAUGAUUUCAAUUAUGAGGAUUUGUUGACAUUGAUAGAAUCGACAAUAUUGGGCAUCUACGCAAUCGAAGAUGAAUUAUAUCAAUCUAUCAAAAUUGAUCUUCAUUCAGAGCCUAAACAUGAUACAUAUCCGAAAUAUCUCGAUCCAGGGGCAUUACUUGAAAUAUUACAUACUAAUGAUAUUAAUAAAGUGAAAUAUCUUGGAUUGCUUAUUCUUCAUAGUAUUAAUAAAUUAGAAAGAUAUAUGAAUGUGUAUGUACUGGAUCUCGUUCUUGAUAAUAUUAAAGAAUAUGUUGAGUCAGGGUAUAAAUUGGUGCUUGUGAGAGGAGAGGGGGAGUUGCCAAGUAUAGAAGUAUUGAAUCCUGAGUUGGUUUCCCAACAGGUGAAAUCAAUGAAGAGGAAACGAAAGAGGAUCAAGGCAGGGAAGAAUGAUGAUAGCGAUGAUAUAUUCACAAUGCCAUAUGUGAGUUUUGAAGCUAAGAGUAAAGUAGGUGGAGUUUGGAAAGCUAGACGAAAUGUCAUGAGAAGAAGUCAUCAACGUUCAUAA